GUAGGUGGUGUUGUAGCAUCGCACUCAGAGCAGACCACCACAGACUUCACUUGGGUAAGAUGUUUUGCGCACCGCGAAUCAUGAUACACACACUGGAUAUGCACCAUAACUACAGGAGCAGAACAGAAGUCUGGUGUUAAGGUGGAUUUUUUCAUCGGUCUUGACUGAUAUUUCUUCUUUGACCAUUUGGACUCUUAGAUUUAUUAUUCCAUUGACAAUGCAUCGUUCUUUCGUGGUGUUUGUGAGUUUUAUUAAACUGUCUCCCUUCCGUCAGACAGUGAUUGUUUUCACGCUAGUUGUUAUUUGUCCGUUUGUGUUUGGCUGAGUUUGAGCGCCACUGUCAUUUGCAGGACAGAUGUUUUCUGCUGCUGCUGCCGCAUCAUUAUGACCCUGAGUCUGACUCACCAUCGCAUGCUGCCAGAUGCAACUCGUCAAGCGAUCCAAUAUUUUGCUUUUUAUUUUGUGCAAACGCGGGGACUUGCUGCUGCUGAGGACUCUUUGGGACUUCUUAGCGCAUGAAGGACCUCAGGCUUCUGGUGGGUUUCACAAAUAUAUUUUUUAAAAGAUGGAGAAGAUAAGAUGCGCUUAAAUAUUAGAUUUUUAAAUACUAGAUCUGUUUUUAUUUUCUGUCAUAUCCGUUUUUAUUGGAUUACACAUCCUCAAAAAUUUCGGCUGGCGAUUUAUAGCUUGCGAAUAUCCGGAUGUAAUGCAUUUUGUAACCAUCACUCCUACUCUUCAGGUACUUUUGGAACACUUUAGUGUGGGUUAUGAAGAUGGAGUGGAUAAUUCGGAUCGAUCUGAGAUGGCCUCAUAUUUCUGUUAUAGUCUAUUCAACACCGCCUAUUUCGUGUUUGAUCUUCAAAGUAAAGAAGUGUUAGGCUACACAGGAUUGCUUGCACCACUAAGGAUAUUACUUGUGUUCACGCCUGAUCUCCUCCGUUACACGUUUUUCUUAACUCCGGAAAUCAAACAAUGAAUAACGCAGGUGAGUGCGGCAUCGAGGGGCAUGAGGAGUCCCAGAUCCAGGGUGACAUCAGCAGUCAGGGUCAGGUGCGGCCGGGAGAAUAACCCAGAGGCAACAAUGCCCUCCUGGCCCAGCCAACUGGAGUGCCUCCACCGUAACUGCACCUGGGAGGAGACCAACAAUACCAUAAGCAAAGCUGACCCUUCCCCGCCCCCUCUCAAUUAUUAUUCAAUUCCUCUCCUAACGGCCAUCACCGUCGCCUGCACACUGCUGUUUCUGAUAGGGGUGGCCGGGAAUGUUAUGACCAUUUUGGUGGUCAGCAAGUACCGGGACAUGCGCACGACCACCAAUCUGUACCUGUGCAGCAUGGCGGUAUCCGAUCUACUCAUUUUCCUUUGCAUGCCACUUGACCUCUACCGCAUGUGGAGAUACAGGCCCUGGCGCUUUGGAGACGCGCUCUGCAAACUCUUUCAGUUUGUGUCAGAAUCAAGCACUUACUCCACCAUCCUCAGCAUCACCGCCCUGUCAGUAGAGCGCUACCUGGCGAUCUGUUUCCCAUUGCGCGCCAAGGCUCUGGUAACCAAAAGGCGCGUACGAGCCUUGAUUUGUCUGUUAUGGACAGUGUCCCUUUUGAGCGCAGGCCCUGUGUUUGUCAUGGUGGGAGUAGAGCAGGACACGAUGGGGCCACUAAACUUCAGUUCGUGGAUGAAUGAGACUAACUUAUUCCUGGAGACUGAGGACACCCGAGAGUUGCUCUACAGCCUGAUAGGCCGUCGGCUGUGGCAAAGGCACCGAGAGACGAACAUGAGCAACCGCGUGUCUCACAGGGAUAAGAGCAACAGGCAGACCAUAAAGAUGCUGGUGGUUGUUGUGCUGGCCUUUGUCCUGUGUUGGUUGCCUUUCCAUGUGGGUCGUUACUUGCAGUUCCGCUCUCUGGAUGCUCCUUCACCGUUGCUGUCGUUGUUAUCCGAGUACUGUAGCUUGGUGUCAGUGGUUCUCUUUUACUUGAGUGCUGCCAUCAAUCCCAUCCUCUAUAACACCAUGUCGUGGAAAUACCGGGGUGCAGCGGCGCGCCUCUUCGGCCUGACCGACAGCCUGCCGCCACGGGGUCGCACAGCGAGCACUGUGAAGGGAGAUGGCUCAAACGGCUGGACAGAGUCUACAAUCAGCUUUUGAAUGCAUGGCCUAAAUGGCUGGCGUAAUGAAUAAAGCUAUUCACAAUACUCACGUAAAGGCCAUAAUUUCUGUCAGGGCGAUGCAAAAUUGUGGUGAGCACUUGCCUUUAUUUGACUGGAAUCAAAAAGGAUGAUUAAAAAAGCAAGAGCCAUAAACGCUCAACAUGCAUAAAACACCUUUCUUUUAAACACAAUUUGCUCAGUUACUUGUCUUGUUCGGUUAUUUCAGCAAGUGCCACACACUAUUCAUAGAAAACAAUUAAAAAGCAAAACUGGUGAAGUGCAAAAGUCACUGGCCUGAAAUACUUACAGGAUAUCAAUCAAAAACAGACAGGCACGCCUGUGUGCUCACAUAUAAAUGUCACGCACAUCUACAAAUGCCUUAUACUGCAUUUAUAUUCUGGAUGACAAAGAAAGCACUGUAGAAUUUGUGGCACUGCUCUGUACUCAUUAAGAUGGGGGCAGAGGUGCAGUGUGUAUGUGCAUGUGUGUGGAAGAGAUUUUUGCAUGUGCUUUGCAGGCCAAGUGUCAUGCUUUUGGGUAUGCUUUUAGUCACAUUAUAUGAAGAUGUUGUGGGUUACUGCUAUAAGUUGUCAGAAUUCCCAGUGGCCACUUUUAUAUUCAAAUCCAUGUUGUGUUUGGGAUCAAUGGGGUGAGUCAACAGUCCCUGUGAAUAUUCUUGUGAAUCUUUGUGCUGCACAACCCUUGCUUAUUUUUUUGUGAUCGUGAGACAAUUUAUAUUUCCAAAAUAUGUAUCAGUCUCUGAUCUUGUUGAAUGUAUUUCACUGUUAAAUGAUCAGCACUGUUUAAUCUGUAGGAUCAUCAGAAAUGUUUAUUGGGGGGUGUGGGGGGGUCCUAUAAGGAGGCAUCGCAAAAGGUUCUUAUAGGUCUUUUGACUCUGCAAGUUUCGGUCUGGUGCAUACACAAAGAAAGCUGCCUGUUAAUGUAUAAAUAAACAUGUUAGCAGUCACUUUCUGGGCCAUGUCAACUGUGCACCAUUUUCCAGCAGUGUUAUCCACAUGUUUUCAGUCAUCAGCUAUAGUUACAUAUGUUGCACUGAUUAAACAUACAAUGCUAUCUUUUGCUGUGGCUGUAAACAAAAAACAUUAUUAUAAAUUUGUCUAAUUUACCAAUAGCAAUCAUGCUUUUUUGCAGCCAUAUUUAUGGCGAUGAAAACAUUCAUUUUCACUAGUCCUGCUUCUAUAGAAGUAGCCUCCACUGUAAGCUACCCCAUGGCUUCACAGUUAUCUUUAGGAGACAUGGUUUUCCACUGACAAACGAGAGAAGUGAGCUCUCACACAAUGUAAAUUGUAUAAUAUAUGUCUUCUUUUUCUCGUUUAAGAAUUUACUAAAGCCUGGAAGAUAUAAAGUCUUCAUGGGUGAUUAAGCAACAGAUUAUGGCAUGUAAAGUGAUUUUAAAUGUUCUCCAGUCUGAUGAAGUGCUACAACAAUGUAUAAGAAAGUUUUAAAAUAGAUUUUCCUUUGAGCUUGCGUAAGAUAACACAACAGGUGGAAAUGUAAAAGUGGUACAUUUUGUAAAGUGAUUUGUAAAGAGCCUUGUCGAAAAGAUCUUUGCUAUAAUUUGUAUAUAGAUGCUUUGUAAUGCAGUGCACUCAGGUGGUUUACGCAGUCCAAAUCACCACAGCAGCUUCCUUGAUUUAAAACAUGGCCUCAUGACUUUGAAGAAUGUAUCUGUUAAAUGAAUGUUUAUGACCAUAUACUGAUAACAUGACAUGCUUUUAUCAAUCCAUACUUAUUAACAGUCAAAAUGUAUUGUUUUUUUUUUUUUUAAUCUAUGUGACUAUCUUCACUUAGUUAAUGUGUAUGUCUAUGAUAAUGUCUUGUAAAAGAAACAAAAAGUUUCCUC
Molecule: messenger RNA, 4006 nt
Organism: Oreochromis niloticus (Nile tilapia)
Lineage: Eukaryota; Metazoa; Chordata; Actinopteri; Cichliformes; Cichlidae
Gene: ghsra
Product: growth hormone secretagogue receptor a
Exons: 3
Coding region: 1007-2140 (377 amino acids)
Biological process (GO): hormone-mediated signaling pathway; G protein-coupled receptor signaling pathway
Cellular component (GO): plasma membrane
Molecular function (GO): growth hormone secretagogue receptor activity
Source: RefSeq, a predicted model, not a curated record